GUCUGAAUGGUCUUGCUCCUCUUUCUGACUUGCCUGGUUUUCUCCUACCUGACGUUCUCCUGGCUGAAAAUCUGGGGGAAGAUGACAGACUCUAAGGCGCUCACCAACAGUAAGGUGGAAGCGAGCCUCCUUUCAAGCGAGGAGUCCUUCCCAGGCUUGGACAAGUCAGAGGAGCCGCUGCAAAAACAUGGCAACUGCCGCUCCCCGUCAAAGACUCCUGACCAGGAGGAGCUGGCCUCCCACAGAGGUCCCAGUGCUGCCAGUGAGCAGAGGAACUCCCCACCACCCUCACACCGGAAGCCUCCGAGGAACCCACUAUCUUCCAAUGAUACCUGGCCCUCCCCAGAUCUCCAAACCAACUGUAGAGCGGCCCAAGGCCCAGAGAGUCCAGAUGCUAAUGGUUUGUCCUUCCCAGCCAGGCUUCCAGGCCAGCAAGCCAUGCCCCCGUCCCGAGAGGACGAGAAGCAGGCUCGCAUCAAGAGGCAGCUGAUGACCAACUUUAUCCUGGGCUCCUUCGAUGACAACUCCUCUGAUGAGGACCCUAGUGCUGGCUCCUUCAAGGACACAUCCAGGAAGGGCAGCAGGGCUAGCCUGGGCACCCUGUCCCCGGAGGUUGCACUGAACACAAGUGAUCCUGAGUCCCACACGCCCACUAUGAGGCCCAGCAUGUCUGGACUCCACCUGGUGAAAAGAGGCCAUGAACACAAGAGACUGGACCUGCACAGAGACUUCACUGUCGCUUCCCCAGCCGAGUUUGUCACCCGCUUCGGAGGCAAUCGGGUCAUCGAGAAGGUGCUCAUCGCCAACAAUGGCAUCGCAGCGGUCAAGUGUAUGCGCUCCAUCCGCCGCUGGGCCUAUGAGAUGUUCCGCAACGAACGCGCCAUCCGCUUCGUCGUCAUGGUGACGCCUGAGGACCUUAAGGCCAACGCAGAGUACAUCAAGAUGGCGGAUCAGUACGUUCCUGUCCCGGGAGGACCCAACAACAACAACUACGCCAACGUGGAGCUGAUCAUAGACAUCGCCAAGCGAAUCCCUGUGCAGGCCGUGUGGGCUGGCUGGGGUCACGCUUCGGAGAACCCCAAACUUCCGGAGCUGCUGUGCAAGCACGAGAUUGCUUUCCUAGGUCCCCCCAGUGAGGCUAUGUGGGCCCUGGGAGACAAGAUUGCCUCCACCAUCGUAGCCCAGACGUUGCAGAUCCCAACCCUGCCCUGGAGUGGAAGUGGUCUCACAGUGGAGUGGACAGAGGACAGCCGGCAGCAGGGCAAAUGCAUCAGUGUCCCAGAAGAUGUUUAUGAGCGGGGCUGCGUCAAAGAUGUGGAUGAAGGCUUGGAGGCAGCAGCGAAAAUCGGGUUUCCUUUGAUGAUCAAAGCUUCGGAGGGUGGAGGAGGGAAAGGAAUCCGCAAGGCUGAGAGUGCAGAGGACUUCCCGAUGCUUUUCAGACAGGUGCAGAGUGAGAUCCCGGGCUCGCCCAUCUUUCUCAUGAAGCUGGCCCAGAACGCACGGCACCUGGAGGUCCAGGUGUUGGCAGAUCAGUAUGGAAACGCCGUGUCACUGUUCGGACGAGACUGUUCUAUCCAGAGGCGGCACCAGAAGAUCAUUGAGGAGGCGCCGGCCACCAUCGCUGCCCCUGCAGUGUUUGAGUUCAUGGAACAGUGUGCUGUUCUCCUGGCCAAGACGGUGGGUUACGUGAGUGCCGGGACUGUGGAAUACCUGUACAGCCAGGAUGGCAGCUUCCACUUCUUGGAGUUGAACCCACGCUUGCAGGUGGAGCAUCCGUGCACUGAAAUGAUCGCAGAUGUCAACUUGCCGGCUGCACAGCUGCAGAUUGCCAUGGGUGUGCCCCUGCACCGGCUGAAGGACAUACGGCUUCUGUAUGGAGAGUCCCCCUGGGGAGUGAUCCCCAUCUCUUUUGAGACCCCUUUAAGCCCUCCCAUUGCCCGAGGUCACGUCAUUGCGGCCAGGAUCACCAGUGAGAACCCGGAUGAGGCAAGUGUGGGCCCCGUGGUUCCUCCAACUGUAGACUCACAGCGGAAGGGCUUUAAGCCAAGUUCGGGGACGGUCCAGGAGCUGAACUUCCGCAGCAACAGGAAUGUGUGGGGCUACUUCAGCGUGGCUGCUGCUGGAGGCUUGCACGAGUUCGCUGAUUCCCAGUUUGGACACUGCUUCUCCUGGGGCGAGAACCGUGAAGAGGCCAUCUCGAACAUGGUGAUGGCUUUGAAGGAGCUGUCCAUCCGGGGUGACUUCCGGACCACUGUGGAAUAUCUCGUUAACCUCCUGGAGACCGAGAGCUUCCAGAACAACGACAUCGACACGGGUUGGCUGGACCACCUCAUCGCUCAGAGGGUACAGGCAGAGAAGCCAGACAUCAUGCUCGGAGUGGUGUGUGGGGCCUUGAACGUGGCAGAUGCGAUGUUCAGAACCUGCAUGACCGAAUUCUUGCACUCCUUAGAGAGGGGUCAGGUCCUCCCUGCUGACUCCCUGCUGAACAUCGUGGACGUCGAGCUGAUUUACGGAGGCGUCAAGUACAUUCUCAAGGUUGCCCGGCAGUCUCUGACGAUGUUCAUUCUCAUCAUGAACGGGUGCCACAUUGAGAUUGAUGCCCACCGGCUGAACGACGGGGGGCUGCUUCUGUCCUACGACGGCAGCAGCUACACCACCUACAUGAAGGAAGAGGUGGACAGUUACCGGAUCACUAUCGGCAAUAAGACGUGUGUGUUUGAAAAGGAGAGCGACCCCACAGUCCUGAGAUCCCCCUCGGCUGGGAAGUUGACACAGUACACCGUGGAGGACGGAGAGCACGUUGAAGCUGGGAGCAGCUACGCCGAGAUGGAGGUGAUGAAGAUGAUCAUGACGCUGAGUGUGCAGGAGAGCGGCCGGGUGAGGUACAUCAAGCGCCCGGGGGUGAUCCUGGAGGCCGGCUGCGUGGUGGCGAGGCUAGAACUGGACGAUGCUUCAAAAGUGCACGCGGCACAGCCGUUCACAGGGGAGCUCCCUGCCCAGCAGACUCUGCCCAUCCUUGGGGAGAAACUACAUCAAGUGUUCCACGGUGUCCUGGAAAAUCUAACCAAUGUCAUGAGUGGCUACUGCCUGCCAGAGCCUUUCUUCAGCAUAAAGCUGAAGGAGUGGGUCCAGAAGCUCAUGAUGACACUCCGGCACCCGUCUCUGCCUCUUCUGGAGCUGCAGGAGAUCAUGACCAGUGUGGCAGGCCGCAUCCCCGCACCCGUGGAGAAGGCAGUCCGCAGGGUGAUGGCCCAGUAUGCCGGCAACAUUACUUCAGUGCUCUGCCAGUUCCCCAGCCAGCAGUGCUGGGCCUCAGGCAUGCUAGGCAAGCACUCUCCCACUGAGCUACAUCCCGAGCUCCUGAAGAUAGCCACCAUCCUGGACUGCCAUGCCGCCACCCUGCAGCGGAAGGCGGACCGCGAGGUCUUCUUUAUGAACACACAAAGCAUCGUGCAGCUGGUGCAGAGAUACCGCAGCGGGACCCGCGGCUACAUGAAGGCUGUGGUGCUGGAUCUCCUGAGGAGAUACCUGAACGUGGAGCAUCACUUCCAGCAAGCCCACUAUGACAAGUGCGUGAUCAACCUGAGGGAGCAGUACAAACCGGACAUGACCCAGGUGCUGGACUGCAUCUUCUCCCACUCGCAGGUGGCCAAGAAGAACCAACUGGUCAUCCUGCUGAUCGAUGAGCUCUGUGGCCCAGACCCUGCCCUGUCAGACGAGCUGACUUCCAUCCUCAGUGAGCUCACACAGCUGAGCAGGAGCGAGCACUGCAAGGUGGCCCUCAGAGCCAGGCAGGUCCUGAUCGCCUCCCAUCUCCCCUCCUAUGAGCUGCGGCACAACCAGGUGGAAUCCAUCUUCCUCUCUGCCAUCGACAUGUAUGGCCACCAGUUCUGCCCAGAAAACCUCAAGAAACUAAUACUUUCGGAAACAACUAUAUUCGACGUCCUGCCCACUUUCUUCUACCACGCUAACAAGGUCGUCUGCAUGGCGUCCCUGGAGGUUUAUGUGCGGAGAGGCUACAUCGCCUAUGAGCUAAACAGCCUGCAGCACUGGGAGCUCCCAGACGGCACCUGUGUGGUGGAGUUCCAGUUCAUGCUACCGUCUUCCCACCCCAACCGGAUGGCCAUGCCCAUCAGCGUCUCGAACCCUGACCUGCUGAGGCACAGCAAGGAGCUCUUCAUGGACAGCGGCUUCUCCCCGCUGUGCCAACGCAUGGGGGCCAUGGUCGCCUUCAGGAGAUUUGAAGAAUUCACCAGGAACUUUGAUGAGGUCAUCUCCUGCUUUGCCAGUGUGCCUACAGACACUCCCCUCUUCAGUAAGGCCUGCACCUCCCUGUACUCAGAGGACGAUGGCAAGAACCUUCUAGAAGAACCCAUCCACAUCCUGAAUGUGGCCAUCCAGUGUGCCGACCACCCUGAGGACGAGGCGUUGGUGCCAGUCUUCCGUGCCUUCGUACAGUCCAAGAGGCGCAUCCUUGUGGACUACGGACUGCGAAGAAUCACAUUCCUUAUUGCCCAAGAGAGAGAAUUUCCCAAGUUCUUCACAUUCAGAGCGAGAGAUGAGUUUGCAGAAGACCGAAUUUAUCGCCACUUGGAGCCCGCCCUGGCUUUCCAGCUGGAGCUGAGCAGGAUGCGCAACUUCGACCUGACUGCUGUGCCCUGUGCCAACCAUAAGAUGCAUCUUUACCUGGGAGCCGCCAAGGUGAAGGGAGGACUGGAGGUGACUGACCACAGGUUUUUUAUCAGAGCCAUCAUUCGGCACUCAGACCUGAUCACCAAGGAAGCCUCCUUCGAGUAUUUGCAGAAUGAGGGCGAGCGGCUGCUCCUGGAAGCCAUGGACGAGCUGGAGGUGGCGUUCAACAACACCAGCGUGCGCACUGACUGCAACCACAUCUUUCUCAACUUUGUGCCCACCGUCAUCAUGGACCCGCUCAAGAUCGAGGAGUCAGUGCGUGCCAUGGUCAUGCGCUACGGCAGCCGGCUGUGGAAGCUCCGUGUGCUGCAGGCGGAGGUAAAGAUCAACAUCCGCCACACAACCACGGACAGCGCUAUCCCCAUCCGCCUGUUCAUCACCAACGAGUCUGGCUACUACCUGGACAUCAGCCUCUAUAAGGAAGUGACCGACUCCAGGUCCGGAAACAUUAUGUUUCACUCCUUCGGCAACAAGCAAGGGAGUCUGCACGGGAUGCUGAUCAACACGCCAUAUGUCACCAAGGACCUGCUCCAGGCCAAGCGGUUCCAGGCGCAGUCCCUGGGGACCACCUACGUGUAUGACUUCCCAGAGAUGUUCCGGCAGGCUCUCUUUAAACUGUGGGGCUCCCCAGAAAAAUACCCCAAAGAUAUCCUGACGUACACAGAGCUGGUUUUGGACUCACAGGACCAGCUGGUGGAGAUGAACCGGCUUCCUGGUGGGAAUGAGGUGGGCAUGGUGGCCUUCAAAAUGAGGUUUAAGACCCCGGAGUAUCCAGAAGGGCGGGACGUCAUUGUCAUCAGCAACGAUAUCACCUUCCAAAUCGGCUCUUUCGGCCUAGGGGAGGACUUCCUGUACCUGCGGGCGUCUGAGAUGGCCCGGGCAGAGGGUAUACCCCAGAUCUACCUGGCAGCCAACAGUGGGGCUCGCAUGGGCUUGGCCGAGGAAGUCAAACAGAUAUUCCAAGUGGCUUGGGUGGACCCGGAGGACCCACACAAAGGAUUUAGGUACCUGUACCUGACGCCCCAAGACUACACCCAGAUCAGCUCCAAGAACUCUGUGCACUGCAGGCACAUCGAGGAUGAAGGCGAGUCCAGGUAUGUCAUCGUGGACAUCCUCGGGAAGGACAAUAGCCUGGGUGUGGAGAACUUGAGGGGCUCAGGCAUGAUUGCUGGAGAGGCCUCCCUGGCCUAUGAGGAAAUCGUCACCAUCAGUAUGGUGACCUGCCGUGCCCUGGGAAUUGGGGCUUACCUGGUGAGGCUUGGCCAGCGGGUGAUUCAAGUGGAAAACUCUCACAUCAUCCUUACUGGAGCCAGUGCUCUCAACAAGGUCCUGGGAAGAGAGGUCUACACAUCCAACAACCAGCUGGGCGGCGUGCAGAUCAUGCACACCAACGGGGUCUCCCAUGUCACCGUGCCAGACGACUUUGAAGGAGUUUGCACCAUUCUGGAAUGGCUGUCGUACAUACCGAAGGACAAUCACAGCCCAGUCCCCAUCAUCACUCCCACGGACCCCAUCGACAGGGAAAUUGAAUUUGUCCCAUCCAAAGCUCCUUACGACCCUAGGUGGCUGCUCGCGGGGAGGCCUCAUCCAACUCUGAAGGGAGCCUGGCAGAGUGGGUUCUUCGACCACGGCAGUUUCAUGGAGAUCAUGGCACCCUGGGCCCAGACCGUGGUGACUGGACGAGCAAGGCUGGGGGGCAUCCCUGUGGGAGUGAUUGCCGUGGAGACUCGGACCGUGGAGGUGGCCGUCCCUGCUGACCCUGCCAACUUGGAUUCUGAGGCCAAGAUCAUCCAGCAGGCGGGCCAGGUGUGGUUCCCGGACUCUGCCUACAAGACUGCGCAGGUCAUCAGAGACUUCAACCAGGAGCAUCUGCCCCUCAUGAUUUUUGCCAACUGGAGAGGCUUCUCCGGUGGCAUGAAGGACAUGUAUGAGCAGAUGCUGAAGUUUGGAGCUUACAUCGUGGACGGCCUCCGGCUCUUCAAGCAGCCAAUUCUCAUCUACAUCCCCCCCUGCGCCGAGCUCCGCGGAGGCUCCUGGGUGGUCCUGGACUCCACCAUCAACCCCCUGUGCAUAGAGAUGUACGCCGACAGAGAGAGCAGAGGAGGUGUUCUGGAGCCAGAGGGUACCGUGGAGAUUAAGUUCCGGAAGAAAGAUCUGGUGAAGACCAUGAGAAGGAUAGACCCGGUGUGCAAGAAGCUUGUGGGACAGCUGGGGACAGCCCAGCUCCCUGACAGGGACCGCAGGGAGCUGGAGGGCCAGCUGAAGGCCAGGGAGGACAUGCUGCUCCCUGUCUACCACCAGGUGGCAGUGCAGUUCGCCGACCUGCACGACACCCCAGGCCACAUGCUGGAGAAAGGAAUCAUUUCUGAUGUGCUAGAGUGGAAGACCGCACGUACCUUCUUCUACUGGCGGCUGCGCCGGCUGCUUCUGGAAGCCCAGGUGAAGCAGGAGAUUCUCCGAGCCAGCCCGGAGCUGAGCCAUGAGCACACGCAAUCCAUGCUGCGACGCUGGUUUGUGGAGACGGAGGGUGCGGUCAAGGCCUACCUGUGGGACAGCAACCCGGUUGUGGUCCAGUGGCUGGAACAGCACUGGUCAGCCAGAGACAGCCCGCGUUCCACCAUCCGAGAGAACAUCAAUUACCUGAAGCGAGACUCUGUCCUCAAGACCAUCCAAAGUCUGGUUCAAGAACACCCAGAGGUGACUAUGGACUGCGUGGCGUACCUGAGCCAGCACCUCACCCCGGCUGAGCGGAUACAGGUGGUUCAGCUGCUGUCUACCACAGAAAACCCAGCUUCCCCCUGAGCAACUCUGGCCAUCCCCAAGACCCUGGACCCCGGAACGGCCACGCGGCAGCCCUUCGCGGGACUCGGGCUUGUUUUGGGGACGUUCACAAAGCCAUCCUGAGCACUCCAAAUGAGCUGCUAUUCUUGACCAGCGUCUUCCUUGACAAAAGGCCACUGUGACCCUUGCCAGGCCGGCAUGACAUCCUCUCACCCGAGGCCUUCAGGGUUUGU
Molecule: messenger RNA, 7706 nt
Organism: Acomys russatus (golden spiny mouse)
Lineage: Eukaryota; Metazoa; Chordata; Mammalia; Rodentia; Muridae
Gene: Acacb
Product: acetyl-CoA carboxylase beta
Exons: 53
Coding region: 7-7494 (2495 amino acids)
Biological process (GO): fatty acid biosynthetic process
Molecular function (GO): metal ion binding; ATP binding; acetyl-CoA carboxylase activity
Source: RefSeq, a predicted model, not a curated record